Messenger RNA from Solea solea (common sole), 2032 nucleotides. RefSeq names its product ankyrin repeat domain-containing protein SOWAHA-like. The coding region runs from base 179 to 1612 and encodes 477 amino acids. The record is from RefSeq and is a predicted model, not a curated record. NCBI's taxonomy places the organism in Eukaryota, Metazoa, Chordata, Actinopteri, Pleuronectiformes, Soleidae. Gene Ontology annotation, molecular function: protein binding. The transcript has a single exon.
AGUUUUUUCCCGGAAAAAGCCUCCUUCAGGUGGGGAGGAGGAGUGAAGGGAGCAGCCAUGCAGGUGAAGGAGUAACUCAGUGUGACUGAGCUGCGGACACACAACAAAGCAGGAGACGCUGAGGGACGGACGCAGCGUCAACGACACACACGAACUCAUUCUAAUAACACUUUAAAUCAUGGCUUUGACGCAGCAGUCCGUCUUGUCCUUGCUCUUAUCGGAGGGAGGACGAGUGAAGAAGUCCGACCUGGUGAGUCGCUUUAAAGGCGCAGUUGACUGCGUCGAUCCCGCACAGAAAGAGCGCAACAGGGAGCUUUUCAAGACUUUCGUCAACAGCGUCGCCUUCGUCAAAGAGAUCGACGGUGUCCGCUAUGUUGUGAUCAAGAAAGUUUACCAUCAUUUGCUGAACAAUGUCCAGACUGAGGCGGGGAGAAGUGAAAGUGAAGAGGGCUCUAGGUCAGGUGAGCAGCAGCGCCCACCUGCGCCAGGUGUGGAUCCUGGAGCUGAUCGUGGACUGGAGGACACAUCUGCUGCUUCUGAACCUGAUCCGGAUCAGGCAAAUGAGGGCAGUUAUGGAAACCCACUGUCUUCUAUACAGCAGGCUCUGCAGAGGAGCCAACAGUCAGACUUUAAAGUGAAGAGGAUGCUGAAUUUUGAGAUUCAGACACCAGGUGACCUUUCAACAAGGGUGAAGGUGACUGCAUCCAAACCCUAUGCCCUGCCUCUGAGGACGCCGCCCAGCGCCACCAGGGUGGAGGUCUGCAAACUGAAGCUGGACCCCACACAGGAUCCAUCCAGGAACAAGAAGAGACCUCCUUCAGUGGAGGAGAGGACCAGCAUCAGCAGCAUCAGCAGCAUCAGCAGCAGCAGCAGCAGCUCGCCUCAGCUGAGGAGGGCGUUCAAGAGCACCAAGGCGUCGGAGGAGACAAACAGAGACGCCACCAUCUUUCCCCUGGAGCAGUCCGAGCACGAGUGGCUGGUGAAGUGUGCUGCCGGUCACUGGAGCCAGGUCUACGGCCUGCUGCUGAGAGACAGUCAGCUGGCCGAGAAGAGGGACUUCAUGUCAGGGUUCACCGCCUUGCACUGGGCGGCCAAGUGUGGCAACAGCAACAUGCUGAUUAAAAUCGUGGCUCUGUCCAGGAAAGGAGGCGUAGAUAUUGAUAUUAAUGCCAAAACCCACGGUGGAUACACUCCCCUGCACAUAGCCGCGCUGCACGACCAGGAGUUCAUCCUGAAUCUGCUGGUGACAGAGUACGGCGCUGACGUGAGGCUCAGGGACAACUGUGGGAAGAAGGCAUUCCACUAUCUGCACAAAGGCAUCUCCAGGGCUGUGAGAGUGAUGCUGGGUGAACCUCCAGCAGUCCAGCAGGCCCAGGACCGGGUCCCGCAGCAGGAGAAAGAGGAGCUGGACCUCUUCCCAGAUCUCUCCAAGGGUUUGCAUUCAAUCAGCCGCCUCUUCCAGCCUCACACGUCGGCCCACAAGAAGAAGCACAAGCACAGGCUGGGACUUUUCUCCCUGAACGAAGAGGAUAGAGAGGACAGGGAGGACAGGGAGGACAGGGAGGACAGCAGCAGCUUCAGAAACAGAUUACUGUCUGAGGUUUUCAUGUGAAAAGGAACAAAUUCAACAGAAAUCUGUGCUGAUUUUUAAGUCUUCUUCAACAAAGACUGAAAAAAUAAUGACUUGAAUCAGUUGUUUAUUGAGAUGAUUCAUUUACCUCUGGAUUAGUGGAGUUUAUUGUUUGUUUGUUUUAUGUCAACAUGUCUGAAAACCUUUGGUCUUCCUGCAAUGUCACAUGCUUAUGUUUCUGUAAAGUCUUUCAAAAAAACCUGCACUGUGAGAUAAAACCAGCAGGUAGCAGCACAAGAAAGACGUUUGUCCUAUUUAUUAGGCUUUAACAUCGACUUUCUGCAAAGUGAACAUCCAUGAAAUGCUUUAUUUUUCCUCUGAUGAAUCAGUGCUAACAGGAAAUACAUUUAUAACAAAGAACUCUUUCUUUGUUCCCGAUUAAAGAGACGGAUUAAGACUUGA